Syngnathus acus (greater pipefish) is the source of this 1651-nucleotide messenger RNA. Its product is annotated as ribose-phosphate pyrophosphokinase 2. The record is from RefSeq and is a predicted model, not a curated record. Gene Ontology annotation, cellular component: cytoplasm; ribose phosphate diphosphokinase complex. NCBI's taxonomy places the organism in Eukaryota, Metazoa, Chordata, Actinopteri, Syngnathiformes, Syngnathidae. Gene Ontology annotation, biological process: 5-phosphoribose 1-diphosphate biosynthetic process; purine nucleotide biosynthetic process. Gene Ontology annotation, molecular function: ribose phosphate diphosphokinase activity; magnesium ion binding. The coding region runs from base 182 to 1138 and encodes 318 amino acids. The transcript is spliced from 8 exons.
CUCAUGCUCGAUCUCCAGCCUCUCUGGCGUCGACUGUCGGAGGUGCAAGACUGCAACACUGCAAUGCAACAUUAACAGAAGCCCCCCUCAUCUUCGCGAUUAUUUCAGCGGGGAGACCUGCUGUUACAUUAUCCUUCUUUCCCGCAACCUUUUAUUAUUAUUAUUAUUAUUAUUUUGCAACAUGCCGAACAUCGUCCUCUUCAGCGGGAGCUCUCACCACGACUUGUCCCAGAAAGUAGCGGAUCGGCUGGGACUGGAUCUGGGUAAAGUGAUCACCAAGAAGUUCAGCAACCAGGAGACAUGCGUGGAGAUCGGGGAGAGUGUCCGCGGCGAGGACGUGUACAUUGUGCAGAGCGGCUGUGGCGAGAUUAACGACAACCUCAUGGAGCUGUUGAUUAUGAUCAACGCCUGCAAAAUCGCCUCGUCAUCCCGCGUCACUGCCGUCAUCCCCUGCUUCCCUUACGCUCGGCAGGACAAGAAGGACAAGAGCCGAGCACCAAUAUCGGCCAAGCUGGUGGCAAACAUGCUGUCUGUGGCGGGCGCUGACCACAUCAUCACCAUGGACCUCCACGCCUCACAAAUCCAGGGCUUUUUUGACAUCGCUGUGGACAAUCUAUACGCAGAGCCGGCUGUCCUGCAGUGGAUACGGGAAAAUAUCCCAGAGUGGAAAAACUGCAUCAUUGUGUCUCCCGAUGCUGGUGGCGCAAAGCGCGUGACCUCCAUCGCCGAUCGACUCAACGUGGACUUUGCCCUCAUCCACAAAGAGAGGAAGAAGGCCAAUGAAGUGGACCGCAUGGUGCUGGUGGGGGACGUCAAGGACCGCGUGGCCAUCCUGGUGGACGACAUGGCCGACACCUGCGGUACCAUCUGCCAUGCCGCCGACAAGUUGAUCGAUGCCGGCGCCGUCAAAGUCUACGCCAUCCUCACGCAUGGCAUCUUCUCGGGCCCCGCCAUCUCGCGUAUCAACAACGCACCGUUUGAGGCGGUGGUGGUGACCAACACCAUCCCGCAGGAGGAGAAGAUGAAGGCUUGCCCAAAAAUACAGGUCAUUGACAUCUCCAUGAUCCUGGCAGAGGCCAUCAGGAGAACCCAUAACGGCGAAUCCGUGUCGUACCUCUUCAGCCACGUCCCUUUGUAAAGACGAGCAGGGGGAGGGGUUCCUUUGCCUGGCCUCCUCUGCCUUUGCCAUCGAAGCUCUCGGCUGCGACCGUAAGCGCCUCCAGGUGGUUUGGGUGAAAAAGGUCUCGCCCGCAGCUUGUCUUUGAAUUUCAGUUUCCAUCCAGGAGGUGCAGUGAGUCAGACCCCACCCACCCACCCCCACUCUUAUUGACCUACCCGUACUUCACUUUAAUUUGGAGCAUUCCACUUCAACUCCUUUACUUAAGAAGAAAUAUUUGGUGAAAUGCACCUUUCCCCAUGGCAUAUUUGUAUCAGUUGUUGCUAAAAGUCAUUUAAGUUCCUCUAGCAACCCACCAAGUGUUUUAAAAUGCUUUUAAAUUGAAAGGUCAUGGAAACGAUCUAGAGAUGGCUUGAAACACAAUUCAAGCCAUGACUGAGGAAUUUUGCACCUACAAUGGGUCUUCUAUUUUUUGUAUUGUAAGUCAAGCAGCAUCUUUUGGCAAUAAAACUUGACAAGAGCAUUCCAAACAUA